Neltuma alba is the source of this 948-nucleotide messenger RNA. Its product is annotated as probable xyloglucan endotransglucosylase/hydrolase protein 33. Gene Ontology annotation, molecular function: hydrolase activity, hydrolyzing O-glycosyl compounds; xyloglucan:xyloglucosyl transferase activity. Lineage: Eukaryota; Viridiplantae; Streptophyta; Magnoliopsida; Fabales; Fabaceae. The transcript is spliced from 4 exons. Bases 1 to 948 code for a protein of 315 amino acids. Gene Ontology annotation, cellular component: apoplast; cell wall. The record is from RefSeq and is a predicted model, not a curated record. Gene Ontology annotation, biological process: cell wall biogenesis; xyloglucan metabolic process.
AUGGCAUUAUGGCAGCAAAAGCAUGUUCUCUCAGUUCUGAUGAUAAUUCUUUGCCUAGUACUUUGUGUUUGUUCUCAUGAAAGGCAUUAUUAUACCGCUCCAAGUGUCACUCCUUUAACGGAUUCUUUUCCUCAUGUUCUAGUUGAUCUUUGGUUUUCUAAAUCCUUUGGUGCCUCAAAUAUCAAGUUUCUGAAUAAUGGGUCCAUGGCCACUCUGGCUCUGGACAAAACUUCAGGCUCUGGUGUGGUCUCGCGAACCAGAUACUACUAUGGAUUCUUCAGCGCUGCCAUCAAGUUACCCGCUGGUCAGUCAUCUGGAGUUGUAGUAGCCUUCUAUCUGUCGAAUGCAGAUGUGUUCCCUCACAACCAUGAUGAGAUAGACAUUGAACUGCUUGGUCAUGACAAGAGAAACGACUGGGUCAUUCAGACAAAUAUAUAUGCCAAUGGGAGUGUCAGCACAGGAAGAGAAGAGAAGUUCUAUCUCUGGUUUGACCCAACACAGCAGUAUCACCAUUACAGCAUACUUUGGAACAACUAUCACACCGUUUUCUUGGUGGACAACAUACCAGUGAGGGAGUUCACACACGGCAGCAAAUACCCUUCUAUAUACCCAUCAAAGCCAAUGUCAGUGCAUGCCACAAUAUGGGAUGGUUCAAAAUGGGCCACUCAUGGAGGAAAAUACCCAGUUAAUUAUAAGUAUGGUCCUUUUGUUGUUUCAUUUACAGAAAUGGAACUCACUGGCUGCAAAUCAAAUCCCACAGAAUCCACAGUGCCUUCUUGUGGCGAGGUCAUUUCUUCAAGCUCAUUGGACCCAGUUAAUGGACCAGAGUUUACAAAGCUGUCACAGCAGCAGAUUGAAGCCAUGGACUGGGCAAGAAGGAAAUUAAUGUUUUACUCUUACUGUAAUGACAGACCCAGGUUCAAAGUUUUACCACCAGAAUGCCACUAA